Molecule: messenger RNA, 3133 nt
Organism: Cryptotermes secundus
Lineage: Eukaryota; Metazoa; Arthropoda; Insecta; Blattodea; Kalotermitidae
Gene: C15
Product: homeobox protein Nkx-6.1
Exons: 3
Coding region: 898-2295 (465 amino acids)
Biological process (GO): regulation of transcription by RNA polymerase II; animal organ development
Cellular component (GO): nucleus
Molecular function (GO): DNA-binding transcription factor activity, RNA polymerase II-specific; RNA polymerase II cis-regulatory region sequence-specific DNA binding
Source: RefSeq, a predicted model, not a curated record
AGAGUCCUCUAGGAACAGGGCAGGGACGGACGAACCAGGCUCGGGGUCAGAACGUUUAUGUAACGCUGCUCUCUAACACAGUGUUCUGGUGACCAAGUGCAACAUGUCAGAAGUGUUAAAUGAGUGUAGUUGUGUGCGUCCGACACAGAAAUGCUAACUGCCAACAAAGUGUGAUAUGGAAGUAUAGGCGAACGGCUCUGCAAAUAGAAAUGAAACAAAUGAUUUAAAUAUAAUUCACUGAUAUUGUAAUUACGUCAACCGAAGGUCAUUUUUAAUCAAAGUCUGUGCAAAUAAUUUAAAACUAACACAAAAAUGUAAACGAUAUAAUCUGACGCUUGUUAGAUAUUAAAAAAAAAUAUAUAUAUAAAAUGAUUUGUCACUGUAGGUUUACAAAACUUUACUUUUGAAGACGAGAGUGCCAUCAAUUGAAGAACGACUGACAGAGAGGGCAGUGGGCCUCUUACAGCUCAUUUAAAGUGGAUUUAUAUGUUUGUCCACUGUCUUCGCAGCGUCAGGUCCUCCGAAAUCCACGUGUCUUUUGGUAAUCUGUUUUAUUCGGUGAUAUUACGUUGUUAAAAAUAAAUUGUGAAAAAAUUCUUAGGCCUAUCCUUAUGUCACGUUGGUAAGAACUUAAUACACUUCCUUCUGGAAGUAGUCCAGAAAAAGAAACUCCGUAAUAAAUAUAAAUGUCGCUAUCAGAUUUAGUUGUGAAAAAAAAUAACAAUUGAUGGGGCAAAAGUGAAACUAGUCAUUAAAGAAUACAUCUAGACUAUGUAAUGUCCAUAGCGUCCUGAAACAAACCGAACAAUUUGUAAUCUUACAUCCCGGAUUGUCCGAACUUCCAGCAGUAACAAGUGCCGCCGUAACAAUGAAAAAGCAGAACUAGAAACACGAGUCAUGGAGUUACACCGAGAUGUCAUGGCGGAGGACGAAGACGAUCAAGAGAUUAAUGUAGACACAGACAGCCGUUGCAGUGCCACAGCAGAUGACGAGAGUCGCACCAGCAGCUUCGUGGAUGGUGGCGUUCAUAGCUGUAGCGCUACCGGAAGCGACGGAGGAGGGUCUCUGUUAAGCCCUGGCUCCGAACAUAAUAACCAGGACACGUCUCCCCCCAACACGUAUCAUCACCUGCAUCGGAGGAGACUGGUGCACCACGACGGGAGGAGCCUGACGCCCUCACCCCCUCCCAGUAGCGCCUCUUCAGCAGGACAAGUUCUGCCGUUCAGUAUAUCACGACUUCUGGGCGCGGAUUUUGAGGCGAACAAUAACAGUCUGAACAGUAGUCGACAGGUUGGUAUCCCAGAAGACGCUGCGGAAAAAGCAUCGCCUUCUUCACUGCUGCAUCCCCAAGGACAGAUUAUCUCGCAGCAUGAAGCAAUCACAUCUCUGUACUCUCAUCCGGCGAUUGUGCAGUUCAGUGGUACCACAACUUCCGGUGUGCGGACAAGUACUUCUGGCGGUUUGUGUCCUGUAUCUACAGGCCUACCAACUGCAGCCCUCGCUGCCGCAGGACUAGUUUAUAAUACGGCUGCAGGAGUUAUACGUGUACCGGCACACAGACCAGGUCCACCCCCGCCCUUAGGGGGCCCAGCUGGGGGUGGUACCACGGCGGUACCUGCUCUAGCUGCCCCGUUCCCGUGGCUAGCCGCCGCCUCCAUGGACCCCACGUCGCUGCAGAGGAGCGCUGUUGCUGCUGCCUUCGCAUCUCAGGUCGUGAAGGAACGCCUCACAGCCACCUUCCCCAUCACGAGGCGCAUAGGACACCCUUACCAGAACAGGACACCCCCAAAGCGGAAGAAGCCGAGGACUUCCUUCACCCGCCUGCAGAUCGCAGAGUUAGAGAAACGCUUCCACAAACAGAAAUACCUGGCGUCUGCAGAGCGGGCGUCGCUCGCAAAGACGCUCAAGAUGACGGACGCUCAAGUCAAAACUUGGUUCCAAAAUCGACGCACUAAAUGGAGGAGACAGACAGCAGAAGAGAGAGAGGCUGAGCGGCAAGCAGCCAAUAGGCUUAUGAUGUCCCUGCAGGCAGAAGCACUUAGCAAGGGGAUGUACCACACGGCAGAGCGAGGCACAACGCCGGGGGAUACAGCGCUACAUCUGCACCACCACGCGGCGACCGGGGCAAACAACACUUCUCUUAGCGCCCUGCAGAACCUACAGCCUUGGGCAGGCGGCGGUCCGGCUCCCACCCUGCAGCCACCACCUGCAGAUCAUCACCAUCAACCGCCUCAACCUCCACAGCCGCCACAUUACAGCAUAAAUCCACCUCCGCUAGCCUCACCUAUAUGCUAAGCAAGCCUGUGAUUCAGUUGCGCACUGUUGAGAGACGCACCCCGUCUUCUUUUUAUUACAUUCGCGACAGACUGGACUUCCCGGAGGCAUGGAACCGACAAGCAGAACACACGAAGAGCAUAUAACGACUGACAAAUACCUCUGCCGUGACACAGAACACUAAAAUUCAGCCACUCACAAUCAUGUACCACCCUUUUCAUUCAUACUCGAUACUCACACUUGCCCUACCGUAAUUGUCUGUUUCCACUAAUAGUGUUGAAAAUAAAGUCUAAGAAUUAUAGAUAUGCUGUGACACUGGGACAGUAACUAUUGAAAUGCCAAUCAUGGAACAAAAACGGAGUGUUGAUUCUUGAAAUUUUCAGUAGUCUAUAAAGACGAAUCUGGUAACAUUUCUUUCUUGUGCCCGAAUUUCACACUCGUGUUCUUUUUGUCUGUUGCAAGCAAUGUUGAAACCAUUUCUAAUAUGCAAUACACAUGGCCCUUCUCCUAUUGCCUGAAACAGGGUUUUACUUCUAGGACCUCCCCUCGGGUUAGAGAUAUUUGAAGCGAAUUAUAUAUCGACAUUUAAGGACAGAAAUAUUGAAGAACUGCUGAGUGAUAUCUACAACAAUUUGUUAUUAAUAAUGACUUAGCUAUUCCGUUGUAUGUUAACUAUCCAGCAACUAAGUAGUUAUAUACGAAUUUUGACUAAAUGACUCCCAGCUAGAAGACUCGGUCAAUUUCGUUGUACUAACGAUGAAUUAACUUGGCACUCAGAAUAUGUUAAUUCUUAUACAUUAUUAGCACCGUAAUUAGAACUUUGUUAUAUUAGACACAGAUAAUUGCUAUAAAUAUUGUA